Messenger RNA from Syzygium oleosum, 1243 nucleotides. RefSeq names its product GDT1-like protein 4. The record is from RefSeq and is a predicted model, not a curated record. Gene Ontology annotation, cellular component: Golgi apparatus. Gene Ontology annotation, molecular function: calcium ion transmembrane transporter activity; manganese ion transmembrane transporter activity. Gene Ontology annotation, biological process: manganese ion transmembrane transport; calcium ion transmembrane transport; Golgi calcium ion homeostasis. Bases 113 to 799 code for a protein of 228 amino acids. The transcript has 13 exons. NCBI's taxonomy places the organism in Eukaryota, Viridiplantae, Streptophyta, Magnoliopsida, Myrtales, Myrtaceae.
CCGCCGCCGCCGCCGCCCCCGUCGAGCUCCUCCGUUCGUGCUCUUUCGGAGGGAGGGAGGGAGGGGAGGGUAUAUCUUGGUUGGAUUUCUCCUGCUCGUCAGCUGCGUCAGAAUGAGCUCGGUCUUGCAGGGCUUCUCCAAAUCGCUCGCCAUGACCGUGCUGUCCGAAAUCGGGGACAAGACCUUCUUCGCUGCCGCGAUUCUGGCUAUGCGUCACCCAAGGAGACUUGUCUUGUCAGGUUGCUUGGCAGCUUUGGUGGUGAUGACUAUUCUUUCUGCUUUUGUUGGUUGGGCUGCUCCUAACCUGAUUUCCCGUAAAUGGACUCACCAUAUAACGACAUUGUUAUUCUUUGGGUUUGGCAUAUGGUCUUUGUGGGAUGGAUUUCAUGAGGGAGGGGAAUCUGAAGAACUAGCUGAAGUUGAAGCAAAAUUGGAUGCUGACUGGACGAAGGCUGGCUCUGGAACAGCCAAACAGAAUGGCAAGGUUUCUGAUGAUGUUAAAAAAGAGACGCGACCAUUUCUCUCACAGUUCUUCUCACCCAUCUUGUUGAAGGCAUUUUCAAUCACUUUUUUUGGUGAAUGGGGUGACAAGAGCCAGCUGGCUACAAUUGGUCUGGCUGCAGACGAGAAUCCAUUUGGUGUAGUUCUUGGCGGAAUUGUCGGACAAGCAUUGUGCACAACUGCUGCUGUUGUGGGAGGGAAGAGCUUGGCAUCUCAGAUUUCUGAGAGACUAGUAGCCCUCUCAGGCGGAGUCCUCUUUAUCGUGUUUGGUAUUCAGUCCUUUCUCUCAACAGUGUAAUGAUAUGACAUGCGAUAUUGUUUAAGUGAGAAGAUAUAAGGAAAAUCAGCUUUCUGGAUUGCCAAAAGAAGGGGACUGGAACUAUUUAUCCUAUUAUUACUUCAUAGUGACGGAGAAGAUAAAAGAUGACAACUUUAAUUUCGAAAGAGACACGAGUUGGCUUUAUGGUGAUGGUAGCCAGCUACAUUGGUGUACUUUCGACUUGUUAUAGACAGUUCUUAGAAACUUCAUUCAGUCCAUAUAACAUUUUGCUUCCUUUCUAACUCUUCUAUAGAUGAAAAUCGUACUGGAAUGUCAAUGUCAGGAAUUCCAUUCCAAUUGGUAUAGCUUUGAUAGCUCUUCACCAUAUUUCUGCCACUCUUUCUCACUUGUUCUUUCCUUAAGAUACAAUGUACCCUUUAUGUACUUGUAUUCUGUCCAACAUGCUUUUCUUUUUCUGGCCAA